CAACACCAUGACGCGUAAUUGUCGUUCUGUACGUUUCGCGAAGACUGCAGGCAUAUGUGGCUUGCUUGACGGAGCCCGCGAAGAGUCCAGAGAUGCUCAGCCUCAGCACUUCAGUCUUCGUGCGAUGCAAACAAACCUCGUUGGCGGACUGUCGAUCCAGCGCGCGCUAACUAUUCAUGACCCUUCUCCAAGACUCAAGUCCGCGAAAGGCACAUUUACCACAUGCACAUGCACUCGCUUGGUCUGCCGGUCCAAGUCAACGUCAUUGUUUACCAAUUCUGCUUGCGCAUCGUCAGCUGUACUUCCCACAAACAUUCUCUUCUUGCUCUCGAGUCCCGACCAUGUCGACAACGGACCGACGCGCUCUAGCCGCUUUCAGAGCCCCAGGUACGUUGCUGGACGGUGGGAAAUUGUGCAGAGCAAUCGGUCCCAACUGCGUGCUGCCAGCGGAAAACACUGGUAGCUUAGCCUGAGGCUUCAAAGGCCUACGCGGCAAUGAUCGACACGUCAAUGUAGUGACAGCGGAACGCCGCCAAUAGUCUGUCA
Molecule: messenger RNA, 546 nt
Organism: Pseudovirgaria hyperparasitica
Lineage: Eukaryota; Fungi; Ascomycota; Dothideomycetes; Acrospermales; Acrospermaceae
Exons: 1
Coding region: 8-463 (151 amino acids)
Source: RefSeq, a predicted model, not a curated record